This is a messenger RNA of Oldenlandia corymbosa var. corymbosa, 468 nucleotides long. The record is from the annotation of a GenBank genome assembly. NCBI's taxonomy places the organism in Eukaryota, Viridiplantae, Streptophyta, Magnoliopsida, Gentianales, Rubiaceae.
AUGGAUAGUGCUUGCCUUGGACAAAGGAACGUACCAUCUGAUGAUGGUAUUGAUGGUGGUUUCUGGAGGAGUACUUGCUACCAAGAAGAUGAUUAUCAAGAAAGAGAGAGGAUAAGAAGAAUCCGAUAUUAUGAGUCGAUUGAAAAAUAUUGUGCACAAGAACAUCAAGGUCCCUUCAAACCAAGUCAAGAAGCUAUUGCAAAGACAAUGAUGAUUAAAGAAAGAACAAGACUUUGUCUAGGUGAGCAAAAGAGACUUGAAGAAGAAAAAGCUAAAGAAGUUCAACGGCAGUUGAAUACAAGUCUUGAGUAUACGAAAUUGUUGGUGCUUGAAGAGCAAAAACAAGCUCAAGCUAGAGCUAUUGAAUUACAAAGGCUUGAAGAGUUGCAACGUGCAAAAGAAAAAGAACUUGAAUUACAAAGUUUUGAGGAGUUGCAACGUUCAAAAGCAAAAGAGCUUGAGUUGUAG